AUGCCAGUGAAUAGGUUUAGUUGGUUGUUAUCACAUUUACAUCUGAACGACAAUUCCGCAGUAUACAAUCCAAAUAGAAUAGUAGCUACCUAUGAAUCAAUGAUAAAAUUUAAAGGCUGUCAUUCAUCAAAACAAUAUAUGCCUAAAAAACCCAUAAAAAGAGGAUAUAAAGUAUGGGCUUUGGCAGACAAUUAUCCGCUUAUGUCGUACUUGAAAUCAAAUGGGAUUUAUGCUUGUGGAACAGUAAACAUGACAAGAAAACAUUUACCACAGCUAAAAGAUAACAAGUCCUUAAAACAAGGAGAAUAUGAUUGGAAUACCGAUCAAUUUUCAAUAUCAAUUAUUAAAUGGAAAGAUAAACGAUCAGUUAGUCUUUUAUCUAAUUUCCAUGAUCCAACUGACACUGAUAUUGUACCUACUAGAGCUAAAGACGGAACUUUGACAAUGAUACCUUGCCCGAAAGUUUUAAAAGACUAUAAUGAAAACAUGAAUUGCGUCGAUAAAUUAAAUCAAAACAAAAAGUCCUGCCAAAUUGACCGCAAAAGCCAAAAAUGGUGGCACCGUAUAUUUUUUCAUUUCAUCGAUAUAGCAGUUGAAAAAUCAGCUCAUCAAUCGAAAAUAUCGACAAGAAGAAGAUGUGCAAAAUGCAGCACAAGAGAAAAAGAAGUUAGAACUGAGUGGAUGUGUGCAGUAUGUAACGUUCCACUUUGCAUUACAAAAAACCGAAACUGUUUUGCUGAUCAUCAUAAGUAA
Macrosiphum euphorbiae (potato aphid) is the source of this 753-nucleotide messenger RNA. Lineage: Eukaryota; Metazoa; Arthropoda; Insecta; Hemiptera; Aphididae. The record is from the annotation of a GenBank genome assembly.